AUGUUCCUCAGUUGCAAUCAGGUUUCAGCGUUUGAGCGUGAUCAAGGUGAUUCAACGUUAUACAAAGGUAUUCAUGACGAAUUCUCGUCGAUGGUCGACACGUUGAUUGAAUGCUUCUGCGAUGAUCUUCAUAUCGAAGCUGAUCAACUGGUCAACGCUUUGAAGCAGCAAGAUAACAGCGCUCGAAUGUCACUUCAGCAACGAGUUAGUUCAUGA
This is a messenger RNA of Anisakis simplex (herring worm), 216 nucleotides long. NCBI's taxonomy places the organism in Eukaryota, Metazoa, Nematoda, Chromadorea, Rhabditida, Anisakidae. The record is from the annotation of a GenBank genome assembly.